CUCCUCUCCACGUCAGGCCAAUGACACUGCUGCCCCCAAACUUUCCGCCAGCAGGAGCUAUAAGAACCUCCAAGUCUUCAACUUUCUCCCAAUCCCAGACACCUCGAAGGGGCUCCAAGGAGGGAUCGGGAGGGAUUUUUUUUUUGGUUGGCCUUUUUAUUUUUUUGCUCUUGGAUCCUGAUGCCAUCCCCCCUCCCCCCAAAGUGAGGUCCUCCCUCCUUCCUUCCCUCCUCCUUCUCCUCGCAGGCCAGCGAAGCAGCCGAUCAAGGGGGAGCUGGCGGGUUAGGUGCCCCCCUCUUCUCCCUGCCCUCCCCCCCCUCCCGGCCCGCUUCUCGCGUCUCCCCCCAGAGAUGAUGCAGCAGGACGAGUCAAACUCUCCAGUCUCCCCCGCCGACGACAGCUUGAGCAACAGCGAAGAGGAGCCGGACCGGCAGCAGCUGCCCAACAACAAGAGAGGGGGGCGCAAGCGCCGCUCCAGCCGCCGCAGCGCCGGCGGCGCCGUCGGGGCCGCGGACGAGCCCUGCAGCCCGGCCCAAGGCAAGCGGGGCAAGAAGUGCGGGGCGGGCGGGGGCGGCGGGGGCGGCGGCAGCAGCAGCGGCGGCGGCAGCCCCCAGUCCUACGAGGAGCUGCAGACCCAGCGGGUCAUGGCCAACGUGCGGGAGCGGCAGCGCACGCAGUCGCUGAACGAAGCCUUCGCCGCCCUGAGGAAGAUCAUCCCCACGCUGCCCUCGGACAAGCUGAGCAAGAUCCAGACCCUCAAGCUGGCGGCCAGGUACAUCGACUUCCUCUACCAGGUCUUACAGAGCGACGAGCUGGACUCCAAGAUGGCAAGCUGCAGCUAUGUGGCCCACGAGCGGCUCAGCUACGCCUUCUCGGUGUGGAGAAUGGAGGGCGCCUGGUCCAUGUCCGCAUCCCACUAGCAGGCGGCGUCCCCCACCCGCAUCCCCUCGGCAGGAGCCCUAGAUGACAUUGUUCCCACAGAAGGAGAGAAUGGACAAUCUAGAGACUCUGAAGUUGGAUACGAUUUUUUUUUUAAUCUUUUCUAACAAAAAAUGUGCCAAGGAUUUCUUGGAAAUUAGAAGAGUAAAAUCCAAAUUCGAAGCAGGGCGUGGGGAGCACUUAAGGAAAGAGAAAGAGAGAAGGGCUUUGGACAGUGACUACCCUCUGGGCGUCGGUACAAUCCACACAUCUCUGCAUUCUGAUAGAAGUCUGAAUCGUUCGAUUUUUUUUUUUAAUUUUGACGAAGAAUGUUGGAAUCGAACUUUUUUUUGUUUGCCCUUUUUUUUUUGCAUGCAUGCAUUCCCAAGAGGUCGUGCUUAUGAGCCACUGAUGAAAGGAAAUACAUUAUUGUGGACUUUCUUCAUUCUUGAAUGAAACCAAGCAGCCAACCAAAAAUAUCCCUGUAGAGAUGAAAACCUUUUUAUUUUUUUUUUUUUAAUUUUUAGGGGGAAAUAAGCUGGGCUCAAACUGUUAUAUACCCGGUUCCUAACUUUUUUAUUAUUAAUAUUUUUCCUCUGAGAAAAAAAUAAACAUUUUAUUUAUUUAUUGAUGACCCAUGUUAAAAUGCAAAUAGAUCCGGUGUCUAAAUGCAUUCCUAUUUUUAUGAUUGUUUUGUAAAUAUCAUUGUAUAUUAUUUUUCUGCAAUAAAUAAAUAUGAUUGAAAUUUUAAUAACCUUAAAGUUUGGUCUCUCUGAGAACUCAGGGUUAGAGCUGUAGAUAAAUA
This is a messenger RNA of Camarhynchus parvulus, 1723 nucleotides long. It is a transcript of the gene TWIST1, whose product is annotated as twist family bHLH transcription factor 1. Lineage: Eukaryota; Metazoa; Chordata; Aves; Passeriformes; Thraupidae. Bases 21 to 920 code for a protein of 299 amino acids. The transcript is spliced from 2 exons. Gene Ontology annotation, biological process: developmental process; regulation of transcription by RNA polymerase II. The record is from RefSeq and is a predicted model, not a curated record. Gene Ontology annotation, molecular function: RNA polymerase II transcription regulatory region sequence-specific DNA binding; DNA-binding transcription factor activity, RNA polymerase II-specific; protein dimerization activity.